Molecule: messenger RNA, 2449 nt
Organism: Fundulus heteroclitus (mummichog)
Lineage: Eukaryota; Metazoa; Chordata; Actinopteri; Cyprinodontiformes; Fundulidae
Product: calsequestrin-2
Exons: 11
Coding region: 833-2059 (408 amino acids)
Biological process (GO): regulation of cardiac muscle contraction by regulation of the release of sequestered calcium ion
Cellular component (GO): sarcoplasmic reticulum lumen
Molecular function (GO): calcium ion binding
Source: RefSeq, a predicted model, not a curated record
UCGCUAGAUGAUCCCUUCUGCCUACAACCACCAGCAUCUACAUUAACUUGUUGAAGAAACCCCCAUGAGUUACAUCAUUUUAUUUCCCUUAGAGAAUAAAAGUGUUUUUGAACUGAAUCACAUUUAAGAUGGAGUGUGUCUGUGGACAUUCAUUUGAAAGUCUUUCCCAAAAUUCUCAACUGGAUGCCGGUCCAGACUUUGACUAGGCCAUUUUAACAGAAUAUGUUGAUUUGACCAUAACCCUUCCACUGUGGCUUUAGCUAAAAGUUUGUGGUCACCGUUCUAGUGAAAGGCAGACCUGCCCCAUAGACAUAUGUCUGUUGGACCCCUUAUGUGUACAAAACGGAAUCCUCCUAUCUUAGCCUUCAUUCAUCUUCCCAUCAAUUCUGACCAGUUUCCAUGUUCCAGCUGCAAAUAAAUCAAUCCCUACAGCAGACUAUUUUGCCAUGGGUAUCCUUUUGCCAUUGUUCAGUAAAGUCUAGAUUUGUGGAGUAAACAGCAAACGUGUCCCGUCAACACACUCUUCCUGCCAUGGAUCCCUGCAGGUCCUCCAGAGUUACCAUCAUCUCAUUUGACCAGAGCUCUUCUGUAAAUGAGUUCCGUCCAAUGAGUUUCCUUGUGAGGAAAAGAGAAGGAGGAGGAAGGAAAUCCUCCAGGGAAAUAGACUGUGUGAAGACAGGCAGAGGAGGAGAUAGAGGACAAAAGGAGAAGAAGAGCUGCCAAAGAAAAGAGACGGAGGUGAAAAUAUCAAUUAACUAAUACAACAAAUAUUUUAUAUUCGUUAGGCCCCAAAAACUUCCGACUCGCAAACCUCUCUAGAGGGGGAGGAGCAAUGCAGCACAUCUGGCUCGCUGUGCUUUCCGGCCUCAGCCUCCGACUGGCUCUCCCCUGCGGAGCCGAGGAAGGUCUCGAGUUCCCCAACUUUGACGGCAAGGACAGGGUGCUGGACAUUAACGAGCGCAACUACAAGAAGGCCCUGAAGAGGUACGACCUGCUGUGCCUGUUCUACCAUGAGCCUGUGCCGGCCAACAAGGGCCUGCAGAAGCGGUUCCAGAUGACAGAGCUGGUGCUGGAGCUCACAGCUCAGGUACUGGAGAACAAAGACAUUGGUUUUGGAAUGGUGGACUCCCAGAAGGAUGCGAAAAUAGCAAAGAAACUGGGUCUGGAGGAGGUUGGAAGUGUGUAUGUCUUCAAGGACGAUCGCGUCAUUGAGUUCGAUGGGGAGCUCUCAGCAGACACCUUGGUGGAAUUUCUCUUAGAUGUGCUGGAGGAUCCAGUGGAGAUCAUCAAUAAUGCCAUGGAGCUGCGAGCCUUUGAGAGAAUGGAGGAGGACAUUCGGCUCAUUGGCUACUUCAAAGGAGAGGACUCAUAUUACAAAGCUUUUCAGGAAGCCUCGGAGCGAUUUCAACCUUACAUCAAGUUCUUUGCGACAUUCGACAAGUCUGUCGCCAAACAUCUCUCCCUCAAGAUGAACGAAGUCAAUUUCUACGAGCCGUUCAUGGAGGAGCCGGCCAUCCUGCCCGGAAGACCUCUGUCCGAGGUCGACAUAGUUGAGUUUGUCACCCAACACAGGAGGGCUACACUGAGGAAGCUCCGGGCAGAGGACAUGUUUGAGAUAUGGGAGGAUGAUAUGGAUGGGAUACACAUUGUUGCCUUUGCUGAGAAGGAAGAUCCAGAUGGCUACGAGUUCCUGGAGAUCCUGAAAGACGUGGCCAGGGACAACACCAACAACCCAGAGCUCAGUAUUAUCUGGAUUGACCCUGAUGACUUCCCUCUGCUGACCACGUACUGGGAAAAAACGUUCAAGUUGGACCUGUUCAGACCCCAGAUUGGCGUGGUGAACGUCACAGAUGCAGACAGCGUUUGGCUGGACAUGUCCAACGACGAGGACCUGCCCACGGCGGAGGAGCUGGAGGACUGGAUCGAGGACGUCCUGUCGGGGAGGGUGAACACCGAGGACGACGACGAAUUUGCCGAUGACCAGGAAGACGAGCGCUACGUCUCGGAGGACGGCGACGAAAGUCCGGACCCGGACGAAGAGGAUGAUGGGGAUGACUAGGCUGGCCGAGUUGGUGUCUUUGGAGUUUGGAGGCAAAUUCAAGCUUUGUUUAUGUCUGAUCAUUAAAGAAAGGUGAAUGUUCAAUGUGAUGUAGUGGCUUUAAAUAUUAGGAAAUCUAGACAAUAUAGAUUGUAGUUUUAGACGAAACAAAUGAGAGAUUAUCAAGGGCAUGUUUGUGACCUAAUUUUGCACAUUGCCUGAAGCUGCAAUUCUCUGUUAUUCACCAAGGAUCGUGUCCUCUAAUUGAUUCCUCCUUACAACUUUGAGGCAAAACUGGUGCAGCAAAAAGGGACCAGUGAACAUUUAGGACCUUAAAACUGUCUGUAAAUUAAGUGAGUGAUUACCUGCAAGUAUAUACUUAGAGAAAUAAAGGACAAAUGGCGACACUUA